This is a messenger RNA of Mesorhabditis spiculigera, 1896 nucleotides long. The record is from the annotation of a GenBank genome assembly. NCBI's taxonomy places the organism in Eukaryota, Metazoa, Nematoda, Chromadorea, Rhabditida, Rhabditidae.
AUGGGAUCUCACGCUAACGAGGCCUACUCUCAACAAAAUAUGAACAAUCGAGUUCCAGCGCACAUUUCGCAGUCUGCUCGUCAAUUGACCAACGGCCCGCCACCGCCUGCCAACUACCAGAUGGCCCAAAUGCCUAUGAAUAUGCCGCAGCAGAUGGCAGCGCAUGGCACUGACAUGUAUGGCCAACAGGCGAUGGCUGGCCGGCUGCCGCAUAUGCCUCCGGCGCCGCGUCCAAUGUCGGGUCCUCCGCCCGGCGCCUACCCGGUGCCGCCACAGCAGAUGAACCCUCAUCAGCCCCACUAUCACGGAGCCCCUCCAGGACAGCAUCAUCACCCUGGCGCUAUGCAGAUGAUGCCGAACUUCCCUCCUGGCAUGCAAGGAAUGCCGAUGCAGAUGCCACCACCAACGAUGUACAUGAUGCCCAUGCAGCAUAUGAUGCAGCAACAGCCCCCUGGUAGCGAAUAUUAUCAGGACCAAUACCAUCAACAGCACGCCCAGCAUCCUCCUCCACAAAUGAUGCAGCCAAACUACGGCAUGGCGCCGCCCGAGCCUGAUUAUGCUAUGUACAACCACAUGAUGCAAGGCGCCGCUAAUCCAGCGAUGAUGAUGCCCCGGCAGCCCAUCCCUCCCCUGAUGGGCCAGCAAAUCUUCCAACCUGGCAUGGGCCAACAGCCAACGGAAGCGCAUGAAUAUCAACAUACGCAGCCUCCUACCUAUCACCCGCAGAAUGGCCAGAACAGAAAUAUGCAGCGAGAUGGCCCGCUCCGAACCUUCAGCAAUCAGCCCUCCCUGAGCCGGAAGCAGAGUGACGUCACGGACGCUGCUCGCUCGGGUGCGUCAACACCGCAGCGCUCUCAGGCCCAGACCCCGGCUUCCCUUUGCGUUGACGCUGACGGAUCGGAUGCCGAUAAAAUUUCGCCGCCUAAAAAGGCCGAAGACGAUGGAAAGAAUCAGACGCGGGACAAGAUGCGCCAGGCGGUGCUCGCCAAGCUCGAGGCGGAUAAGAGCAGUGAAGCUGAACAGGCGGCCGCGAAUGAAGAAAGCUCCAAUCUGGAGAUGCAGGAGCUGGCCUCGGCUUUAGAGGAGACCCAGGCGUCAAACUCUGAGACGACGACCGUCAUCGAGAACAAGGCGUAUGCCGGGAAAACCAACUUCCAAGACGAACAGUCCGAACCUGAGGACAAGCCUGCGCCGGUGAAGCGAUGCGACGAUGUUCGCGCCACGCAAAACCGCCCUUCUUCCGAUGUGCGCAUGUCGCGUGACAGCACUGGUAGCCGCGAUCGCCCAAAGCUUCUUAACCUGCUGGAGCCCGCGGACGAGUCGAAGGCUGAUCGCGUGCGACGCACCCGGGACUUCUACUGCUCCUACUGUGUUGAGUCCAAGCCGGAAGCCGCGAUGUCUCAUCGAUUUGAUGAAGCAGAUGGCACAAUUAUAUGCAAGGUCUUCCUCGAGCACUACGUCUGCUGCAAGUGUAAGCAACGCGGCCACCUAGGUGCCGAAUGCCAGAAAGCCGGGGUUAACCCGUCGCCCACGCCGCACACCACGGAGAAGCCGCAUCCCCGCGGCGAUGGCAACUACAAUAGUUACCGGGGCCAUUCCGGACCUGGGAACUACGGCGGCCCUCGAGGCGGAUCUUUCCAAACGGGCCGAGGCGGAAGUAUGCAACGUCAUGAUUACCACGGCAGCAGGGAAAGCUUCAAGUCACAGGGGAACUAUUCGACCGGCGGAGGGCAGAAGCCGUACCCACCCAAUCAUAGUGGGCCGUUCCGGGGGAAUCGUGGCGGUGACCACUGGCGCGGCGGACCCGGACGUGGUGGGCGCGGCGGUGGCGGUCCGGGCAACAGCUACCACCCACGCAACUCGGCAUCCCGCGAGGCUCCGGCUGAGGCUCAACCA